Gossypium raimondii (Peruvian cotton) is the source of this 922-nucleotide messenger RNA. RefSeq names its product outer envelope pore protein 24A, chloroplastic. Bases 84 to 719 code for a protein of 211 amino acids. Gene Ontology annotation, molecular function: voltage-gated monoatomic cation channel activity. The record is from RefSeq and is a predicted model, not a curated record. The transcript is spliced from 3 exons. Lineage: Eukaryota; Viridiplantae; Streptophyta; Magnoliopsida; Malvales; Malvaceae. Gene Ontology annotation, biological process: regulation of monoatomic ion transmembrane transport.
CAAUUACAAAACGAGAAGCCCUCGACAUUUUCACCUUCUCCUUCAGUGCCUCACAGUUCCUUGUUACCUUAAAGAACAAAAAAAUGAAAGCGUCUUUGAAAGGAAGGUACGCCAAUGAAAAGAACACCGCCGGCGCUACAUUGGUCGUCAACGCCGGCGAUGUUAAGCUACGCGCUUCCAUGAGUGACGCCACUUUCGUCGACGGUCCUAGCCUCAACGGCUUGACUUUAGCCGUUGAAAAACCCGGUUUUUUCAUCGUCGACUAUGACGUCCCCAAAAAGGAUUUUCGGUUUCAGUUUAUGAACACAGUUAGGGUUGCGGAGAUGCCGUUGAAGCUCACUUACAGUCACAGCAGAGGGGAUAACCGGACGGCAGUGGAGGGGGCGUUUAUGUUCGAUUCGGCUAACACGGUGUCGGCUAAUUACGUGCUUGGUACUAGGAACUGUAAGUUGAAGUACAGUUACGUGCACGGUGGGGAUACCACCUUCGAGCAAUGCUAUGAUUGGGGGAAAAUGGCGUGGGAUUUCGCGAUUUCGAGGAGGGUAUACGACGACGUUUUUAAGGCAACGUAUCAGACUUCGAACAGCGAUUUGGCUUUGGAAUGGUCGAGAAAUUCCAAGUUCAAUGGGACUUUCAAGAUUUCAGCAUACAUGAACCUGGCUGAAGAGUCUAAGAACCCUAAAAUUAUUGCUGAGAGUAGUUGGGAUUUGGAAAUUUGAUUUGUUAUUUCGGUUACUUUACAUUUGGAUAAAAACAGGGUCUUGUUAGCUGCUUCUCCCACAUAGGUCCAUUACAUAGUUUUGCUCCUAAAAAUUACCAUCUGUAAUGGGCUAAUGAUAGCUCUGUUGUUGGUUGUACCAUACCAGCUGCACUAUCCAUUCGUUAAAUUAUGAAUAUCAGAAUUAUGGUUUUAGUCCCUCUA